This is a messenger RNA of Somion occarium, 2621 nucleotides long. Lineage: Eukaryota; Fungi; Basidiomycota; Agaricomycetes; Polyporales; Cerrenaceae. The record is from the annotation of a GenBank genome assembly.
AAAGUUUCCUUCCACUUGUCCAUAUCUGGUCGGUGCCUUCGAGGGCGUCAUUCAACUCAAUCUUGAACUCAACCAUCCUCGAGUUGACUAUGGCAUCUCACCAUUUAAGAUACGGAUUCCGAUGCUGAUCCUAUCCUCCACAUCAGACCUAGGUUCACUGCUCUCCUAAUCCAUAAAUGCGACCGGAGGCUUUCCCGUUGCUAAGUACUUUAGACAAAGAGAGGCCUGUGUCUCACCCAAGCAAGGCGUAUAUUGAAAUUUGCUUUCCAUUCAACGACCAAAACUGAAACUCUAACAGAGUUGAUUGACCAGACAACAAUGGAAGAUCUCAAGAUUGCACUGUAGAUUCAUCUGCAUCCAGAUCCACUCAAAUGCAUGCCGUGCUGACGUCGCUUCUUGAUGGUCGAGGAAAGAUUGCACCGCAAUCUGCUCCGAGUACCCAUAUUCUGGAAACGUGGAAAUCGCCAAGACAAAGGGGAAGUGGCUGUUCGACGGUCAUGGUGCCACUGUGGUUUCUUUGCCGUUGAGGUUCGCUCUUUGUGUCUAAUUAGCCGAUCCUUUGACUUGGAGAUCCGGUUCGUUUGGCCCGCUGGUCCUGCACUCUUAAAUACAACCUCAGAAUCCGAAGUCUCACCUCCACGCCGCCUCCCAGCGCCGCUCGGGUGUAUAGUGCCCAAGUUUCCAUCUUCUCCUUCAGUCCCCACCCUACAUCCUCCUGCUGUCACAAUGCUUUCAAUCAGUCCGGAUCUCUUGCUCGCGGCGCAGAUGGCCUUACGCGCUCCGGAGGACACUCCACUCGAUCCAGCUGUUCACAAGUCUAUCUGCUGCGAGGCUGCUCGUUCACCUUCGCAUUCCUCUUCCUCUCCUCGAAGCCUGCCUUCUUUGCAGUCCGACUUCUCUGGAAGUUCUAGAGAGCUCUCCCCCAUCACCCCGCAGGGUUCUCCAACUGAAUACUCGUGUUCUCAAGAUAGUUCUCUGUUCAGUACCACUGGCAACUUAGAAUCUCUUAACCUAGGACACCCGGAAUCCGUCUGCUCUGAUAUAAAUGACCGAACCCCUCCUUUCGAGUCCUCGGGCGAGGACAACGGCGACGACGAAGAUUAUCGGCCAUCCCGUAAUUCACGGUCUCGUCGAUCGACCAGAAAACUAAAACGGCCCAUUAACAAGGACAACCGCACUCCGGCAAGGCAGCGGGCUCAGCGUGCUAAGCAAAAGGCUGUAAAAGGUAAGCAGGCGAUUGUUAAGAGCAAGCAAACGACCGUCAAGAACGAGGGUGAAGGCGAGGCCGACUGCAAGGAUAAGAAGCGUGUCGCCUGUCCCGUUGAGGGAUGUAACAAUACGGUCGCUCGCCAGGCCGACCUCGCCAGACACAUGGAGAUACAUACUGGUCGGCGUAAUGCUUGCGAAGUAGAAGGAUGUCCCAAUACUUGGCUUCAGGUCUCUAACUACGAGACCCAUUUUGGAGCUGCCCACUCAAACAACAGAAAUGCGAAAUGCAAGGUGUGUGGAAAACGCAUACCGAAUUUUCUUGCCCGGACGCGACACCAAAUCGAUGAGCACCCCGAAGUAUUCAAGGUCUUCGUAGAGAACGCUUCAGUUAGGCAGAGCAGCCGUCAGUCUGUCAGGGUGGAGUCUGCUCCUGCUUCUGAGACGUCUGGAACGUCUCAGAAUGAAGACCAUGACCAGGAUGGAUACGACCAGGAAGCAGAUAUCCCUAUGAACUGUACUGAUGAAGAGGAAUUGUCUCCUUUCCGCUACCAACCUCGGCCGGAUGUAGAAGCCUACUCUCGAUCUGCACCUUCCUCCAGCGGUUCUGAUUCUUGGAGCUCAGGACCUUCUUACCGGCCAACCACACCCUACGCGCCUCUCUCAUCGGUCGCUGGACCCUCCAGCCGACCUGCUUCUCAUUACGCAGAGUACCCUCGUUAUUCACAGGACUCUCAACACCCUUUGGCCACCCAAGCUUCCCAGUGGCCUUCCACUGCUCCGCCCUCCUGGAAUCAUAGAGACCAUGCGCGCAGCCCGCGCUCUGGAUAUCCUCAUGCGUAUCCUCCCAGCUCUGGUAUGCUGUCCACUCGGCCGAUCGAGCCGACACAGGCGAGCUACGGUUCGCAGUACGACUAUCGUCAACCCGUCUAUCCUCCACACGCGUUUAGUGGUCCUGCCUACCCUCCUCCACUCCCUGGACCGUUGACUAGCACCACCUACCCCUCGUACUUUUCUACUGGUCCUGCACACGGCUUCUCUGGGCCUCACUCUCCUGCAGUUGAACCGCCGCGUAUGUGGUCUAGCUCCUAUGGAUCUCGGGAUUCAGCCAGGGGCGAGCCUGGAUAUGAUCAUUACAGGCGAUACUAAGCUCGCUUCCUCUUGAUACCUCAAAAGUUCCCAUUUCUGUGCUUGCGUUACGCUCGCUUUCAUUGUUUUCAUUUGCUCUAUUUCCGCUUUGUGCCUCAAUCGCGCAAUCCUGUAAGUCUUACUUUAUCUCUAAUAUUUGCUUCCGGCCUUCCUUCUUGCUACAUCUAUGCUCUCUACUCUCGCUUGUGUAUCUUAAUGCUCUGGUAGUCUUUCCCUUGUACAUACUAGGCAGUCGAUCCAUUUAAUCUCAUUCAUAUCUGAAUGUU